CAGCAAUUCAUUGAGCCAUGGGCUUAAAUCCUUAAGUACAUAAACAAUUCCAUGAUUUUAUUUUGCAGUAAUACCAGCAAUAUGUUUUGCAUUCCUUGUAUACCUACUAUGGUGGAUGCAAAAACAUAAUACAAAUCAGAUGUAUUCUUCCAUUCGAGAUGCUUUGCAACACAUUGCCAGUGCAAAUGGAAGUCUGGUCAAACUAGGUUUUGCGGAUACAAAUCAGACAUAUUCGUCCUCUCUUCGAGAUGAUUUGCAACGCGUAGCCAAUGCAAAGGAAAACCAUGUCAAAUUAGAUUUUGUAGAUGCAAUUAGGAAAGAAUCCUCUCUUAGAAAUUCUUUGCAGCACGUGGUCAAUGCAAAGGAAAACCUGGUUAUAUUGACUUUUGUGGAUAAGGCAUAUUUCAAAAUGUUUUGGAAUAUGAGACUGUCCCUUCAAAAAAUAAACAAACAUUUGACAGAUAUUAUGUUACCUAUAUGCAAAGAUGAGUUCAGUUUUCGGAAAUUGAAAUCUAUGGAUGUUCGAUGCUAUUUUGCUGGGACUAAAUCAAAUAAAACUGGACUGGCGAGAUAUGGUACAAUGCAGUUUAACAAAGAGACGAAUGCAAAGAUACACUGGUUAUUGCAAUGUUUACAACUUGGAUACAAUACAUUGUUGACUGACGGUGAUAUCGUUUACAAAAAGGAUCCAUUACUGCAUUUAAAUUGUAGCGACUGUGACAUUAUCAUACAGGAAAACAUCGCCAAGGGAGAACUUAAUUCUGGCUUCAUGUUCGUAAGAAACACGCAUGCGUCCAUCCGGGUCUUUAAAAAAGUAGCUAAACUUGCAACAGACGCUAAAUUCUCAACACACGACCAAGUGUAUGUAAAUCGGAUUUUAAGGCCUAUGUUGAAACGAAAAACCAAUCGUGCUCCUAAAAUAAAAGUUUUGGACAGGACAAAAUUCGUCACAGGACAGAACUUUAAAAAGUAUUGGAACCGUCGCUCAGUUGUCAUGAUUCAUAACAACUUUAAAAUUGGACUAGAUCCAAAGAUAGAAAGAUUCAAAAAAUAUGGAAUGUGGUAUGAGUAGAACAACCUUCAGAAUACGUUAGUGCUUACUUUUGAACCACGCUGGUUGAGAGGGGACAUAAUCGAGAAUUCAAAAGAUAAACUGAUCCUCAUGUCAAGUCCUCUAGAUAACUGCAAAAUUAUUUUCCGAUCUGAAAGGUGUCUGUGUUGCUUGUUACCCCCCUCUCGCACCAAACUAGUUCUUACCCGUUCUUGCCAGUCCUACGAAAACGUCGUAAAACGGGCUCAAUCUUCGUUCAUAAACAGUCUUCAAUACGUCCAUCUCAUUCGCAGUUCGUUCAGGUCGCACCACGUCGGUGUGCAACGUCGUAUAACGCGUCUCUUAGUCUAGAAGGUCAUCAUGACCUGAUUACAGAACGGUAUGGUCGCCAUCGAAUUUUGAAUCGAUUCAAAAUUCUAAAUCACAUUCCCCGUCCGGGAAAGUCCGGGACAGUUCGUAAAUAGACCGUAGAACGUUGUAGCUACGUUCAUUCAGUUCGCACGCAGUUUAAAACCGAUUUGGCAACGUUUUGACGAUCACCAGAAAAUUUUGAGCAUGCUCUAAGUUCUGGAGGACCUACUCGUUCUAGUAGCUUCAUGAAGUUUGUAAACAGAUCCCAAACGGUUCUUAGUGGUUUCUUAGUACGUCAAAUCCGUCCGUGCACAGUUUAAGCCCGUUUUCGAGAACGUAGUGAGAACUAGUUUGGUGUGAUAAUUAGUAGGGUUAACAAAAAAUUGUUUCAAUUUUAGAAUAUUUCUGGCUUAUGUCAUUUCUUUUCAUAUCUAUUUUCUAAAAAUCCCCAAGUAUUUUUACAAUAAUGUAUUAUUUUUCAAUAAGAAGGGUUACCAUUCUUAUGAUUUGGGAGAAUAACAUUUUUCACCCAUUUUUGCACUUUGAAUCCAUUAUAACUUCAUCAAUUGACAACAUAUCGUGAAUUUCUUGGGAGAUAUUGUAUUUGAGAUGGUAAGGAAUAGAUUUGUAGGUCAUUUGUACAUGUUGCUUGUAAUUUUGUCACCCCAUAUAUCUGAUUUUGCCUUUAAUUAAGAGUUUUCUAUAACUGUCACUGACACGAAAAUUGGGCCCAAUUAAGAGCUUAUCCCCUCACCACUAUUACAGAA
Molecule: messenger RNA, 2169 nt
Organism: Owenia fusiformis
Lineage: Eukaryota; Metazoa; Annelida; Polychaeta; Sabellida; Oweniidae
Source: the annotation of a GenBank genome assembly